AUGGACAUCGUAGCUUCUGCCCAAGCAGCCGCUACGCUAGCUGGCAUGUUUCUCGAAAUUGUACAGGUCACAAAACAUGUUAUUGAGUCCUUGAAAGGAGCACGAACCGCCUUGGUGGAAAUGUUCACUCGCGCAGAACGCAUCCGUCUAAACCUCGAGCUCUUCCGCUCGCUCACCAACAAACUUUCUGACCCGAUGGAGAAAAUCACCGCCCUUUCAUUCAAUGAGAGUGCAUAUAGGCAGACUGCAAAUGAGGUGCUCGAGCUGGUGCGCAAAGUUGCUGAUUCGGGCAGACGCCACGACCUCAUGAUGAAGGUCAACUGGUUGUUCUAUAGGUCAAACGUUGUCGCAAUUGUCAAGAAAUUGGAGGAAAGAGAGAGGGAUCUGGGACUUGUGUUAACAUUUAUUGCUGCGCAAUCAAGUGCCAUUACUGAGAGCGAAGUGCUCAGGUUGAGAACUAGAGUCGAAGAGCAUACGAAGGUUAACGAUGCCUUCAGCAAUAUUCAUAUUCACCAAGGAGAAGAAACUCAAACUACGCCAGACAACGAGACCACUGACAACAAACAAACGAUUUCUGAGUUGAAUACAGAUACAAGACCAAGAGCUGGAUGGCCCGAUAUUGUCGUAACUCCCUCAAAAACAUCGCCUACUCUAUGGCUUGGCGUUCUGAUCAGGAAGUCGUUUACUCCAGCCUAUCUAUGCCAACGGGAUGGAUUAGCCAGCGCAUCAUACUGUGGCCGUUGGAAGACUGUGUUAGAAUCCCUCGAUGAGGGAAAGAAGGUCUUCAAUGAGACAUGGCCAAACGCCGUCCGGCUUCGAACCCUUCCGACUGGUCAGACAAAAGGCGAAUUUCGAUUCCCAGAUCUCGCCGCCAGUGAAAUUGCGCACGAACUUGGUUACGACGAUAUAUAUAGCAUCUUGGCCCCUGUUGUCAGACAUACUUUGCCUGCCGCAACCCUGACCUUUCUUCAAGCGAGAUUUCAUGGACUUCUCUGCGCAGAACUGGAGGAUUGUGGGCCCUUGCCCCGAGGGGGUAUACGUCUACCUCCGUUGGCUGCGUUGACCGAGCUAGAACGCCCGGAGAUGUGGUUUCCUCUUGCGUUAUUUCGGAAGACAAUCGCCAUCAAGCAAGUGUUCCGUAUCACGGUUGAAGGGUGGACAGCGAUUCACGAUGCCAUCAUCACAGGUGAAUAA
Molecule: messenger RNA, 1194 nt
Organism: Penicillium mononematosum
Lineage: Eukaryota; Fungi; Ascomycota; Eurotiomycetes; Eurotiales; Aspergillaceae
Exons: 4
Coding region: 1-1194 (397 amino acids)
Source: RefSeq, a predicted model, not a curated record